Molecule: messenger RNA, 1668 nt
Organism: Nerophis lumbriciformis (worm pipefish)
Lineage: Eukaryota; Metazoa; Chordata; Actinopteri; Syngnathiformes; Syngnathidae
Source: RefSeq, a predicted model, not a curated record
AUGCCGGUCCGGAUCAUGUGCACCAUCUCCUUUUCUGGGGAUGACGAAGGUUAUGGUAAAGACAGUUUUGAUGAUCACUACAAACGCGUUAAUCGGGGUUACGGAGACUCGCAGGAGUAUCUGGACGGUUGUAGUCAUACAGACGACUACGAGGAAGAGGAAGAAAGCCCGGGUGAGGUGGACGACUUGGCAACGUUUUUCAGUGGCUGCUCGCUCCACGGGGCCAACCACGUGUUUGUGGAGAACAAGAAGUUCGGAAUUCGGCAGAGCUUGUGGGCGGUGGUCUUCACCAUGGCAUUGUCCGCCUUCUUGUUCCAGGUUGCCGAUCGGGUCAUCUACUACCUCCAGUAUGACCACAUUACCAUGCUGGACGAGAAGGUAGCCCAAAACAUGACCUUCCCGGCCGUCACCAUUUGCAACUAUAACUUUGUGCGCAAGUCACAAUUAAGCUACAGCGAUCUUAUAUUCAUGGGCCCUCUACUGGGCUUCGAUGAAGGCAUGGCGCCAGGGUUCCCGUUGGCCCCGGAGCCCGACCGCCCGCCUGGCUCUGUUUUUAGUGUAGAUGAGAUUUACAACCGUACACGACACCGCAUUGAAGAUAUUCUGCUGGAGUGCAACUUCAGAGGCUUGGAAUGUGGUCCUGAGAACUUUCGGGAGAUCUUCACACGCUAUGGAAAGUGCUACACCUUCAACUCUGGCCAGGACGGGCGACCGCUGCUGUUGACCAUGAAGGGCGGCAUGGGCAACGGUCUGGAGCUGAUGCUCGACAUCCAGCAAGACGAAUACUUGCCUGUGUGGGGAGAAACAGACGAGACAUCGUUCGAAGCUGGCAUCAAAGUUCAGAUCCACACGCAGGACGAACCGCCGUUCAUCGAUCAGUUGGGCUUCGGAGUGGCGCCGGGUUUCCAGACCUUCGUUUCCUGUCAGGAACAACGACUGACCUAUUUGCCACCACCUUGGGGAGAUUGCAAGGCCACCCCAAUGGACUCGGACUUCUUCAGCACGUACAGCAUAACUGCCUGUCGCAUAGACUGCGAGACGCGUUACCUGGUGGAAAAUUGCAACUGCAGGAUGGUCCACAUGCCCGGAGAUGCCCCCUACUGCACCCCUGAGCAGUAUAAGGAGUGUGCAGAUCCAGCUUUAGACUUCCUGGUGGAACGUGACAACGACUACUGCGUGUGCGAGACACCGUGCAACUUGACACGUUAUGGUAAAGAGAUGUCCUUCGUCAAGAUUCCUAGCAAGGCUUCAGCCAAGUACCUCGCCAAGAAAUUCAACAAGACGGAGCAGUACAUAGCAGAUAACCUUCUGGUUCUGGAUAUUUUCUUUGAAGCCCUCAACUAUGAAACCAUUGAACAAAAGAAGGCCUACGAGCUGGCAGGGCUCCUGGGUGACAUCGGGGGUCAGAUGGGACUCUUUAUCGGAGCCAGUAUCCUUACCAUUCUUGAGCUUUUUGACUAUCUCUACGAGGUGAUCAAGUACAAGCUGUGCCGGUGCGUGAAGAAGAAACACAAAGGGCGUAACAACAACGACCGAGGCACUGUGCUGAGUCUGGAUGAUGUGAAGCACAAUGCUCCUUGCGACAACCUGCGCACACCAUCCACAUACCCAGGCAACAUGCUACCUCAUCACCCGGCCCAGGGAAACUUCGAGGACUUCACCUGCUGA